AUGCCUCCUGUUCCCAAGCCCAGUACACAAAAACCAGCCAUGGUUAGACGCAGUGCCAGUAAGUCUUACCUAGACCAACCUCAAAACUCUCAACCGCCAGCAGAUGCUGUGCGUCAGCCAAUUCAACUUCGACUAACAGAUAAGGAAUUAGAAGAAGAGCAAACCAGGAUGCUUUCGGCCAAUUGUCCCAGUGCUCCAGAUAAUAUUAUUCACUUUUCAUAUCGUGACAAGAUGUUUAAAGCUGACGGUUUAGUUUCUCAAACAGAAUUUCAUAUAUCUGUUGACGGACCGUAUCUCUUUGCUGAUGAAUCUUACGGAUAUAAUAACUACAAACAGGAAGCUAAAAAAGAGGAACUGCAAAGAAAUCAGUUCAACUUUAGUAACAGAGGGACGCAAGCAUCGAUUCCGCUACCUAAGGAUCAAUCUGUGGCCACGAAUCCCCCGCCAUCUGAAACCACAAAAGGAGAGUUUAAUCGUAGUGUUAUUUAUGAUCGUUAUAAGGAACAAAAGCGUAUGCAAGCGGAGGGCGAUGCUGUUGGUGGGGAUGGGAAAAAAGGAAAGAGCGCUGUGAUCAGACAAAUAGGGGAUGAGCACGACGAUCCGCUGGUAUUCACCUCAGGUGAAGGGCUUUCGUUGGAGACUCAAGCGCUCACCUUGCAAAAGGCUUCAGAUAAUUCUAUUUCUGCCAUAUGUUCACUGAGUGCAGCAGACUUGGCUUUAGUUAGUAAUGCACUUCUACUUGCAGAGCGAUUGGUGGCAGAGAUCCUCUUUGCAGAUGUAGUGUCAGACUACAAAUUUUGGUCAGAUCCAUCAGACAGCUACAAGCAAGAAGGAUCUUUGCUACCCCUUUGGAAAUUCGCUACAAACUUUAAGGAGGUUCUGGGAAUAAAAACAGUAAAGCCUGUUUCUUGCAUCCAAUUCCACCCGAAGUUCCACGAUCUUUUCGCUGCUGCCUAUGGCUCCUUUGAGUUCCAAUCUACAAGCGUCUUUCCACCUUCGUGUCUCAGUGUUUUUUCUCUCAAAAAUCCAUUUUAUCCCGAAAGAAUCAUUAAAACCCCCGUGGAUAUCCUAUGCCUCGAUUGGCAUCCGGAGCGCUCGGACCUGCUUCUUGUUGGACUCUAUGAUGGUAACAUAGCUAUGUACAAUGCGGCUGAUGGUACCCAGAUUGUCAUUUCAGAUUCAUCGACUGGCAAGCACACGGAGGCUGUUUGGAGCGUCAGAUGGAGAAAGGAUCUUGUGGGAUCUAAUUCCCUUGCCUUCUUUUCUGCAUCUACGGAUGGGUGCAUAUGCUCAUGGACGCUUGUUAAAACCGAUCUGCGUUUAGUAAGUAAGAUUGAUGUCAGAGACAAUAUGACGGACGCAGACGUAACUCAGCCAAUUUCAUCAGGGAAGGAUGCUGGGCUAAGUGCUCAGGCAACUACCCAAGUGACAACAACCCGUCUUCACUCGGACCCUCUUAAUCCCGAUUUGGCGGCUGCGUAUACGUCCGCCACCGAAAAGGCAAGCAAAUCUACGCUGCACACCAAGCCCCAGAUUCUUAUAACACAAAAGAACGAUUUUGAUAGCCAAAAGCGCUCGGCCGAGAUUGCAAACCAAACAUCUCCUACUGCAGGGAUUCUCUCCAUUUCCUUCAAUCCGAAAUACGACUGGCUCUACGCUAUAAGUACUGACUCAGGUAUUGUUAGACUCUGCUCCACAGCAUACCACAAUACAUAUGUGCAGACGUUCUGUCAAAAUGGGCAUAGUAUGCCUGUGUAUGGGAUUUCUUGGAACACUUUUAAUCCAGAUCUUCUCGUCAGUUGCAGUGAGGAUUUCACUUGUAAGAUAUGGAAGCGUGAUAGAGCAACGCCUGUGUAUACAGUUGACUUUGGAAGGACAGUUUCUGAUGUAACUUUCAGCCCACAUGUAUCCACAGAGAUCAUUGCAGGAACAGCAGAUGGCAAGAUUGUCGUGUACGACUUCAACAUCCGGAAAGAAACGCCCCUGUGCAUUCAGACGGCUGUCCCAAUAGCUGCGCGGCUUACAAAGAUAGAGCUUUCGAAGAGCUUCCCGAUCAUCGCUGUUGGAGACUCUCAAGGAGUUGUCCGUGUCUUCAAGCUGAGUCCCAAUUUACUUAGACGCCAUGUUGUCGAACAGCCAAAGGCCAGGGGGCCGAAUGUCAAGACCUAUACUCAGGAAGAGUUAGCUCAACUGUCUCAAGAGGGUGAGGAGCAGAAACUUGAAGAAUUUGUUCGCUGGUGCAUCAAGGCAAACUCUGCAUCCGGAAUAGACUAG
This is a messenger RNA of Giardia duodenalis, 2274 nucleotides long. Its product is annotated as Dynein intermediate chain. Gene Ontology annotation, biological process: cilium movement; outer dynein arm assembly. The record is from RefSeq and is a predicted model, not a curated record. The coding region runs from base 1 to 2274 and encodes 757 amino acids. The transcript has a single exon. Gene Ontology annotation, molecular function: dynein light chain binding; dynein heavy chain binding. Gene Ontology annotation, cellular component: outer dynein arm. NCBI's taxonomy places the organism in Eukaryota, Fornicata, Diplomonadida, Hexamitidae.